AUUGUGGAAAAAUAGAAGAAAACGACCACCGACUCUCCUACAGCUAAUUUAAUUAGGCCUAACCUUAACGUUAGUCUGCAUCUGCAAAGCCACCUGAAAUCACUAUUCACUUCAACGUUGGCUAGUCCAACUAACAUUCUAUUCGUAGGUUAUAACGCUAAAGUGUUUUCAAGUCAGGAGAUAAAAGGAUGUUACUUGCUGCAUGGUAACUUGACUCUUGACCCUGUCGCACUGAAAGAAAACUCCUAAAAGGCUGUGCUUCCGCUCUCCAAAUCACAUUCCUUUUCUGCUUGCUAGAAGAUCCACGACGGGUAGCAAGCAGAGUUCUUCCUCACAUUUUGGCGUUGAGGGGGAUGAAUCAGAAGAAGAGGAUCCAGUCAUGGAACUCUCACAUAGCUUACUACUCAAUGAAGAGGCCCUGGCUCAGAUUGCAGACUCCAAGAAACCAAUCUUUAUCUUUGAAUGGCUCCGUUUCCUAGACAAGGUCCUUGUGGCGGCCAAUAGGUCGGACAUCAAGGAAUCGCAGGCCAAGCUGGUUAAACAAUUGACUGCCCAGAUAUCCCAAUCACCGGGCCCUCCGACCCGCAAACUCCUGGGCAAGUGCAUCGCUACCGUGUUUCAAGUCGGUGACACCUUGGCUCUCUACCAAACCUUAAACUUUUGUAAUGACAUCAUUAAGAGCAAAGAUGACUCUCCAAGUUAUCUGCCAACUCGAUUGGCUGCAGUGGCUGUAUUGGGGAAGAUGUAUCAGGUGUUGGGACGACUUACAGGAAACUCUUACUCAGAAACUAUUCAAAGUCUCAUCAAAGCUCUUAAAAAUGCAGAGUCGACAGGGCGAUGUGAGAUAAUGCUCUGUCUGCAGAAAAUUCUCUUAGGACUUGGCAGUGUGACCCAGCCACAGCACAGAGAUAUCUAUAAAGCAGCACGUAAUGCCCUUCAGGAUAGAACUAUGGCUGUUAGAGUAUCAGCUGCGAAGUGCCUGGAGCAGCUGUCUAGUGAAGCAUCUUUUAUGAUAACAUCUGAGUUAGAGAAUGUAGUAUCAUCAAGCUUCCGGGCCUUAGAUGGUUCUAACUAUGAUGUACGCAGUGCUGUGUCUCAACUUCUUGGUGUUCUCUUAGCUCGAGCUCUCACUCAAACACCCCCAAAAGACUCUAAGGCUAAGCGACUCUCAAAUGAAGACAUCCUUAACCUGCUAGCAUCAGGGUUUGUGAAAGGUACAUCUGGUUUCUUGAAAGGAGGAUCUGGUGAACUUCUCAAGGGAGGUGGUGGAAUGGUCAAUAGAGAGAUCAGAGUGGGUGUUACUCAUGCAUAUGUGGUGUUGGUGAAGACCCUAGGUGGUCUUUGGUUGGAACGGAACCUAGCCCUAUUCAUGGAGCAUGUCCUAGGUCUGGUAGCAAGCCCCAAGGCUACCCAGACACAUGUUGAUGCUGUCUACUCUAGACGAUGUGUAACAUUCAUCCUUCAGUCAACCCUUGGUCAGAUGCUGGGAGAGAAGGCUCAAGUGUCUGCUUGCAAGGAACUCUGCAGGAUCAUUGCUAAACAGAUGAAUGCUGUGGAUCCUGAUGGAGGAAGUGAUAGUAAAGGAUCAGAUGUGUUUGUCAGUCAGCAUGUAUUGAUCUGUGCUCUGCAGGAAUUAGGGAGUCUGGUUAGGAGUCUAAGUACAUGUUCUGCUCCACUCCUUGGGGAGUCAUCAGCUAAUAUGUGUUACACAGUGCUGUCUGUCCUCCUGCACCCGAGCCCAGCAGCUCGAUUAGCUGGUUCUUGGUGCGUCCGGUGCAUCUCUGUAGCACUACCAUCUCAGUUGACUAGGAUGUUAGAUGGAUGUAUGGAGAGAAUGGAGAAGUUCAAGAGUUCACCUGAAGCAGUAUCAGGUUAUAGCUUUGCUAUCGCUGCCCUUCUAGGUGCUGUUAGGAGCUGCCCACUAGGAAUACCUCAUGCAAAGGGAAAGCAAGUGUUCAGUAUGGCUGAAGAUCUACUAAGGACAGCUUCACAGAAUAGUCGUAUGUCACUACAUCGUACACAGGCUAGCUGGCUUAUUCUAGGAGCUAUUAUGACAUUAGGUACACCUGUUGUCAGGAAUCACUUGCCACGCCUCUUGCUUCUUUGGCGUAAUGCCUUCCCACGAUCCUCCCGUGAGAUGGAAUCAGAGAAAGCACGAGGGGAUGCGUUCACAUGGCAGGUUAUGCUUGAAGGACGAGCGGGGGCGCUGUGUGCCAUGCAGAGUUUUAUCCGUCAUUGUCCAGAGCUGAUCAGUGAUGAUGUCGUCAGGAGGUUAAUGACUCCACUGGAAUGUGCCAUGUCAAUGUUAUCUGAGAUCCAUGAAGUAAUAAAGUCAUACGGAGCUCAUUUGAAGGCUUGUGCUGCCAUGGUUAGACUAAGAUUGUAUGAAGUACUCAGACAACUCCCACCUAAGUCAUAUGAAGGGAGCUUCAUUCCUCUGUUACGAGAGCUAGUGGCUGAGUUCACACUGACUGAUAAUCCAGCUAACACCACCACAUCCCUCCUGCGCUCCCUGUGUCAUGAGAAUGACUCCAUCAUCCUAGGCUCCUGGAUCCAGGAUACUGAUCAUAAAUCAGUGGAGCUCCAGCUCCAGCCAAACAGUGCAUCAGGAUCUGGAGCCCUGGAGCAUGAUCCAUCAUCGCUCUACUGGGAGAUUAGUGAUGAGGAUGAAGUGCCGGGUCCAUUGCCUCUUGGAGUAGCUGUCAUUGAUGCUUCAGUGACUCUGUUUGGUGUGGUAUUCCCUCAUGUUGCUGAUAAACAUAGGAAUAAGAUCCUUGAACACUUCCAGGAUUGCAUUCAACAAGCUAAAUCAGCUAGACAACAAGCAGUUCAGAUCAAUAUCUUUACUGCUGUGCUUAGUGCACUCAAGGGUCUAGCAGAUGCUAAACAAAGACUGGUAAACACCAAGGUUAGAAAUGCUGCUUAUGCCUUGAUCAUGGGUGCUUUGAAUAAUGGGAACCCCAUCCUUAGAUGUUCAGCUGGAGAAGCCUUGGGAAGGAUGGCUCAAGUUGGAGGAGAUAAUUCUUUCAUUGCACAAACAGCUCAAAUGUGUUUUGAUAGAUUAAAGACAGCUCGCGAUGUUGUAUCACGGACGGGUAAUUCCCUAGCAUUAGGAUGUUUGCAUCGUUACGUAGGUGGAAUGGGUGCGGGCCAACAUCUUAAUACCAGUGUUAGUAUCCUACUGGCAUUAGCUCAAGAUACUACAUCUCCUGAAGUACAGAUGUGGGCAUUGCAUGCCUUAGCACUAAUAGCAGACACAGGAGGGCCUAUGUUCAGAUCGUAUGUUGAACCAACUCUUUCUCUGGUCCUUACACUCUUAUUGAGUGUGCCGCCCUCUACAGUUGAAGUUCAUCAAUGUUUAGGACGAUGUUUAGCAGCUCUCAUAACAACCUUGGGCCCAGAACUUCAGGGUAAUCGUGGGAAUACAGCCACAGCCAGGACAUCAUGUUUAGUAGCAUGUGCUAUAAUGCAAGAUCAUCCAGAUUCAGUUGUUGGUGCUGAAGCUAUAGCAUGUCUACAACAACUUCAUAUGUUUGCACCACGUCAUGUAAAUCUAUCUACUCUUGUACCUGAUCUUUGUACUGCUUUAGGAAGUGUUCAUUUGUUAUUAAGACGAGCAGCUGUAGCUUGUUUACGACAACUCUCACAAAGAGAAGCUAGAGAGGUGUGUGAAUACGCCCUGCAACUAGCCAAGACAGAGAAACCUAAUGCUACCGUGCAAGGUGCCAAAUCUGAUGCAAUAAUUACUGAAACGGGUUUGGAAGGUCUCCUGUUUACUAUGUUGAACAAUGAAACUGAUGCUAAGAUGUUAUCUAAUAUUCAUGAUACAUUGAUCAGUAUGUUACAUGAAUUAGUAAUGGAGAAUCUAGCAGGAUGGUUAACACUCUCAAAGGCUGUCCUAUCAGCAUCUACAGAUACUGAUUCCCUGCCGACACCCAACAAAUCAAGAGAAGAGAUUGAAGUAGAUGAUGAGAAGACUAUUGAUGAAGAUGAUGCUACAUUCAAAGCUCCUGAUAAGAUUGAUACUCACCCUACAGUCCCUCCAAGAUGGCCGACCAGAGUGUUUGCUGCAGAAAGUGUACGUCGAGUUAUUCAGAUCUGUGAUGGCAAUACAGUACAUUUUGAUCUAGCUUUAGCUAGGGAGAUGAGAGUCAAAACUACUACAAAUAACUACUUAGUGUUGCAUCUAUCUGACCUGGUACGUACAGCCUUUAUUGCUGCUACAUCAGAGAGUAACCAGCUAAGGAAAGCUGGUCUGUUACUCCUACAGGAUAUCAUCAAACAGUUUGCUAGGGUUCCUGAACCAGAGUUUCCUGGUCAUUAUAUCAUGGAGCAAUAUCAAGCACAGGUUGGUGCUGCAUUGAGACCAGCGUUUUCUUCAGAGACACCGUCUGAUGUCACUGCUAUGGCAUGUCAGGUUGCCAGUGCUUGGAUUGGCAGUGGAGUAGCACAUGAUCUCAAUGACCUACGCAGAGUUCAUCAGCUUCUAGUAUCAUCCCUUGACAAGUUAAAGGUUGGAAAGGGCGCCCCCUUGCAGCUAUACAGUGAGAGUGCAUUUACAAUGGAGAAAUUAGCCGUCAUCAAGGCUUGGUCAGAGGUAUACAUAGUAGCCAUGAAGCAGAACAUGACACCCUCAACUAACACCAAUACAAACGGAGAGGACUACUCCUCAGACAAACCUUCAGACAGUCUAUUAACGCUGGUCCAACCUGAACUCAAAUCACUCAACAAGUAUUGGUUGGCUGCUCUACGGGACCACGCCUUACUAGCCUUACCUGAUGAUUUCACAAGCCAACUGCCUCCAGAGGGCGGUGCCUUCUAUAAUGCGGAAGCUACGUCCACCACCAGGCCACACUACCUCAAGGCAUGGGCCCCCAUUGUGUAUGCCGCAUCGCUGUGGUUGAAUGCUGGAGGGUUUCAAGUGAUAGAAGAGAAUAGUGAUGGUAGUUAUAGCAGUCCAGCUAAUAGUGGACCUAUGUUACCUGGUAUGGCUGUUAUACCUACUGGAAACGCUGCCUCAAUGAAGAAACCAGAAGAAAUCAAGAGUGAUUACUUUCACCUUAUCAUUGGUGUUUGUGUAGAGAACCUUUCCAAUCAACGUGCCACUGAGCCCCUCCAGAACAUCUCUUCCUGUCUUCAAGCCAUUCAUACCCUCCUUGAUGACCUUUGGCCCAGACGUCAGCUUGUAUCUGACCCCUCACUAGCCAUAGAGCUUCUCAAUGUCCUGCAUCGUUUGUUGCUGACCAGAGAGAAUCUCUCCACACACUUACAGGUCAUCAGUGUGGUCAAGCAGAUCGUCAAAGCCAUGCAGGAGAAAAUUGAAGGGCAACGCAAGGUCAAAGGUGAGAGUAUUGAAAACAAGGAGAAAUCAGAGAAUGAAAAGGAAAACCUUGACUGGGAUUCAGACAUUGGUGAAGGUGGGGCUAGCGGAGAGGUAGUCCCUGGCAAGUCAGUGGUGUUUGCAACAUUAGAGGUAUGUCUGUGCAUCCUGGUCAGACAGCUACCGGCCCUCAACCCGUCAGGAGGGGCUAGUGCUGCUUCUAUACAUAGUUACUCUAAGAAUGCAGGACUAUCCGAUGAAGCUAGCCAUCUUAUCUCGGCUACGGUCCUCAUCAUGGCUGAGCUGCCAUCGCUCUGCUCACCAGCAGGAAGUGUAUCAGUAUUACCCACAAUCCUUUGCCUAACAACCAACGUCCUGCGAGAGACAGCUGAGCCAUCAUUGGAUGGUAAGAGUGCUCCGACAGUGACAUCAUGCAUGCAGGCACUACGGUCAUUGGCUACCUGUUCAUUUGUCAAGGAUCCUAGAUGUGCUAAUGACUGGGAGAAGUUCCUUCAAAGCACCUUGGCAACAAUUCUGGAUUACUCUAACCCAGAUAAGGAUAAGAUGGAGGUUGAUAUGUGUAGUGUGCUGUUGGCUGUAGCAGUCUUCAUUGCAUCUGCUCCACCUUCUGUGUCAGCUAUCUCAUCUCUUCAAGCUCAAGGAGUAGAUCUCUUCUCUAAAGCACUCAAAUCAGAAGAACCUGUGGUAAAAUUGAAGUGUCUUCAGAUGGCAGCGUCUAUCUUUCAAUGUCCACACCAUGAUGUAUCCACACCUUACAUACAUGCCCUAGGACCAAGACUAGUAGAGUAUCUACAAUCUUCAGCUGGAAACAUACCUGAUAAUGAUGAGUCUGUAGCAGUCAUCAUUGAAUCUAUACGUGUCCUUGAAAUAUUAGUUGGCUUAACAGAUGACUCUCACAGAGUCCAGAUGGUAGCCCUGCUGGUACCAAUCCUGAUUAGCUUCCUAUUCUCUGGGGGCGAUACCACCGGUAGCCAGCAACAACAAAGCAAGCAAGCUAGAUCACUACAUGAUCAUGUCCUUCAACGUCUUAUCAAGACCGGUCAUCAGUAUCCUAAUGCCUUUAAGAGUGUAAUGGCUGCUUCUCCAGACCUAAAGACAAAGCUAGAGACAGCUAUCCAUGCUAACCAAGCUUCUAAUAAAGCAAAGCAACCUACAAGACAACCAUCAAGACCCAAGGCAUCAGCUGCUCCAAGUAUUAAAUUAAAAAUGAAUUUUAGUAACUUCACUGGUUAAAGAUAGAACCCUAAAAUAACUUCUCCUAAUAUAUCAUUGAAUGGAACGAGUUGUUCCCUCUUCAAAGUCCAGAGGAAUUCCAGAAUUCACUAGUCAGUGGGUUAACUCAACUAGUUACAUAUAAUGUAUAUACAGAACUUUUUUUUUUUUAUAUAUUUCAAAUUAAUCCCAACUCUUCAAGCAGGGGAAGCCAUGAACAAGAUGAUUUUAACUAUCGGUGUUAACAAUAGUGUUAUUGUUAAUCCAAUUAAGCUUUGGUGUUACACCAGUAAUAUCACUAUAGGUAAUACAAUUUCAUCUUUGGUGUUCACAUCUAGUGCUAGUAUUAGUCCAACUAGAUUUUGGUUUUACACCAGCCACACUGCUGACACUGACCUCACUAGGUGUUGCGCUGAUGAAGGUGCAAUUGUUAUAAUAUUUGUAAACCCUUGUAUGCAAAUAUCAACACCAAGAGUCAUUGAGAUCACCAUUUAUAUUACCCUAAGGAGAUGAUAUAGUCUGUUACACUCACAAUAUCAUUCAGUCGUAAGUCACAUCCAGGGAUCAAAGUUUCAUGUCAUAAGGUCAUCAUCUCAAAGAUCUGACCUAGGGGUUUAACAUCAAAUUUCUGCAUCAGUAAGUAACUGAAAAUGCUGGAAAAACCAAACUACAUCACCAAAUUGUGUCAAUCAGCAUAUCUAUCCUUUGCAAAUGUUGUAAUAUUGCACAUUUAUUCAACUGAAUUCAACAACUAGUUUGUCCUGUCAAUUUCUGUAGAAAGAAACUGAAAUAUAAUGUAAUUACCAAAAAUUAGUGGUGCAAUUUGGAAAGGAAGAUUCUACUAAAAAUAUCAGAAAUGUCUUUUUUUUUCUCAGAAUUAAUUCCGCA
Lytechinus variegatus (green sea urchin) is the source of this 7441-nucleotide messenger RNA. RefSeq names its product HEAT repeat-containing protein 5B-like (gene heatr5b). The record is from RefSeq and is a predicted model, not a curated record. Gene Ontology annotation, cellular component: endocytic vesicle; membrane; Golgi apparatus. Lineage: Eukaryota; Metazoa; Echinodermata; Echinoidea; Temnopleuroida; Toxopneustidae. Gene Ontology annotation, biological process: endocytosis; retrograde transport, endosome to Golgi; intracellular protein localization. The transcript has 36 exons. The coding region runs from base 380 to 6574 and encodes 2064 amino acids.